Molecule: messenger RNA, 2320 nt
Organism: Pezoporus flaviventris
Lineage: Eukaryota; Metazoa; Chordata; Aves; Psittaciformes; Psittacidae
Gene: MAP2K6
Product: mitogen-activated protein kinase kinase 6
Exons: 13
Coding region: 341-1345 (334 amino acids)
Biological process (GO): protein phosphorylation; MAPK cascade
Molecular function (GO): MAP kinase kinase activity; ATP binding
Source: RefSeq, a predicted model, not a curated record
UUGGAGGUUCGAGCCGCCAGCCCCGGCCCAUCAUGUAGGUGCCGCGGAGGCUGCCCCACACCGCGCCGGGGGGGGGGAAGCGAGCCCCCCGCGGGCCUCUGCUGCACGGCGUGCAGGCGCAGCGCAGCCCCCCCGACGUGCACCCCCCCCUUUGCGCACCCCCGCUGCAGGGCGCGCUGCAGCAGCGAGGCAGGAGAACUCCAGGUGCACGAAGAGCGAGCGCGGUGCAGUUUGCAUCUUUGUGUGCAAAACUAGCUCCAGAGGAGGGGCGAGGCAAAGUCUUUUGUGCUGCCCAUCUAUCCCCCCCCGCCCCCUGCAAAGCACAAGGGGGGGAAAAAACAUGUCUCAGCCCAGAGGCAAGAAGAGAAACCCUGGGCUGAAAAUUCCUAAAGAAGCAUUCGAGCAACCACAGACAAGCUCCACGCCACCCAGAGAUCUAGACUCCAAAGCUUGCAUCUCUAUUGGUGAGGAGAACUUUGAGGUGAAAGCUGAUGACCUGGAGCCCAUCUCCGAGCUGGGACGAGGUGCAUACGGGGUGGUGGAGAAGAUGCGGCACAUGCCGAGCGGGCAGAUCAUGGCAGUGAAGCGGAUCCGAGCCACAGUGAACAGCCAGGAGCAGAAGAGGUUACUGAUGGAUCUGGAUAUCUCCAUGAGGACGGUAGAUUGCCCCUUCACUGUCACCUUUUACGGGGCACUUUUCCGAGAGGGGGAUGUGUGGAUUUGCAUGGAGCUGAUGGAUACCUCACUGGACAAAUUCUACAAACAUGUCAUUGACAAAGGCCUGACGAUUCCUGAGGACAUCCUAGGGAAAAUAGCUGUCUCUAUCGUAAAAGCACUAGAACAUCUACACAGUAAGCUCUCCGUGAUCCACAGAGAUGUAAAGCCCUCUAACGUGUUGAUCAAUACGCAGGGGCAGGUGAAAAUGUGCGAUUUUGGCAUUAGCGGUUACCUCGUCGACUCGGUUGCUAAAACCAUGGAUGCAGGAUGCAAACCCUACAUGGCUCCUGAAAGAAUUAACCCGGAGCUGAACCAGAAGGGUUACAGCGUCAAAUCUGAUAUCUGGAGCCUGGGGAUCACAAUGAUCGAGCUGGCCAUCCUGCGCUUUCCCUACGACUCCUGGGGGACGCCAUUCCAGCAGCUCAAGCAGGUGGUGGAGGAGCCAUCGCCGCAGCUCCCGGCGGAGAAGUUCUCAGCGGAGUUCGUCGAUUUUACCUCUCAAUGCUUGAAGAAGAAUUCCAAAGAGCGGCCAACAUACCCAGAGCUUAUGCAACAUCCUUUCUUCACCCUGCACGAAUCCAAAGAGACAGACGUCGCCUCUUUUGUCAAACUCAUCCUGGGAGACUGAGAACUGGACUUGUACAUGAAUUGCCCUUCUGUGGACUGGAGAACUGGGGAGCUUCACUAAUGACCAUCUGCUAAAUGUUCUCAGAGCCUCACAUGAGCAUUUCUACUGAAGUGCAAAUUAUUAUUAGAAACCAGGGAUUGUUACUGGAUUGAUAUCAAAUCAUUGUCGACAGAUUCUCUGCAGGGAAAACUUAGGCGCAGCCAACAAGAACAAGCUGCAUGUUUUGAAGUUGUGCAGUUGAUUAUAUUGGCUUUCAUCUUCUGGUAAGAGGAUCCUCUGCCAUCUGAACUCUCUGAUCUCUGGGAACACAAUUCAUCCAAUCAAUCUGGAGGAAAAUAAACCUCCUCAGACAAGAAAAUAAAGUAUCCACCUGAGAUCAUACGAAGAUGGAAGAUGUCAAUUCAUUCCCAGCCCCACAGCCCUUAACUCUUGAGAUCCCAGUGUUUUCCCAGCCCACCAGGCAAUGCUUAGGAGCAGGAUAUAACGCAUCCCUUACACACAGCCUCAGUAUUGCGAAGAGCCUCGUGGGCCUGCCUGGGUGAAGUUCUAAUUGAAAACAUGCAAAUAUUUUACAGUGAAAUUGGUGCCACUGAAGGUUUCUAUGGACUGUUUGAGGGAUACGUCUUGAUCUCAUGGCAGCUUAUGUAUGCUGGGACUGAUCGCAGCUGUGGCUCCUUCCCUUGGGUCAUAGUUUAACCCCAGCUGGCAGCUGAACCCUAUGGUGAGAUGCAGGAGAGAAGUGGAGGGGUAAAAGUGAGAUAACUCAUGGGUUGAGGUAAAUACAGUUUAAUAGGGAAAGAAAAGCUUUGCACAUGAGAGAAGGAAAACAACAAAUUCAUUUGCCACUUCCCAAUGGCAGGCAGGUGUUCAGCCAUCCCAGGCAAGCAGCGCUCCAUCACAUGUGAUGGUGACUUGGGAAGACACACACCAUCACUCUGAACAUCCCUCCUUCCUCUUCCCAGCUUUAUAUACUGA